GAACUCCUCCAACGGUAAGCCGAAGGGCUCCAAUGGGGGACCGCCACCCUCAUCGCUUGGCUCCCGAUCAAGGGCCUCCUUCCCCAUGACACCAUGUAUACCUCCGGGGCUUAAGGAACUACAGACGUGAUUUAGUAGUGGCGCUAGCUCUGUCUAGAGUUCACAGAUUGGCGAUAGCAUAUACCCCUUCCUUCCCUGGCAGCAGUUGCUCUAAGCUACUCAGUAUAUAUUUGUCUAGCUCGCGGAGAUGUAUGUCAAAGUGAUUCUGACCUGCUUCAGUCGAUCAGUCAAAGGCACAACUGUCCCCAACAUCGCCGCCCAAAUAGCCGCUCAAGGCGGACGACCACCGACCGCGAAAUACAAAUCUUCAGCUGCCCCGAAGGGUACAAAAUACGCCGACGGAUACCGCGAUCGUGCUCUCGAUCGACGAACAGCUGAGGAGGUUGAGAAUGACGAUCGGACGGAGCGCAUCGCCGCCCUGGAGAAGUCGUUCAAGGAUGGCGACAUUGACGAGGAGACAUUCGAACGACUCCGCGAUGAGAUAACCGGAGGCGAUAUUAGCACGACACAUCUUAUCAAGGGCUUAGAUCGAAGGCUGUUGGAGAGGGUUAGGAGGGGUGAGGAUGUUUACUCGACAAUGAGUCCCUCGGGCCAGUCUGAGAACGAUCGCCCACAAGGCGAGGGCGGUGUAGAGGGCGUGGAUGAAGAGUUAGAGGCAAUGCUAGACAAAGACAUUGCGCCGCUACAACAAGAGAAGAAAGAGAAGAAGGGCCAACUUGCCAUUGGCGGAGCGAAGCGGAAAAGAGACGCCAUCCUAGCCGAGCUGAAGGCGAGUCGAAAGGCCGCGGCAGAAGCAAAGGCUGCACAGGCGCCACAGCUCGGGACGAAAUUCAAAAGGAUUGGGCACACUCAAGAGUCGCAACGGCUGGAGGUUGAUAACAGAGGCAGGGAAGUCCUCAUUAUCGUUGACGAAGAUGGAAACGAGAAGCGGAAAUACCGGAAAAUCAAAGACGUGCCUACGAGUGAGCUCCUGAUGCCAGAGAAUGGGGCCAAGCCUCUGGGUAUGGUAGUACCUGAAGGCUUCGAAGCACUAGCUCCAGUGAGCGAUGAGGAUGACGAUAUAUUCACCGGUGUGGGCGCGGAGUACAACCCUCUGGCAGGAGCGGCAGAUGACUCAGAUUCUAAUGAGUCUGAUGAAGGAGAAGUCGAGCAGAGGCCUGGAAUAUAUGAAGACUUAUUUGAGGAGGAAGAUUUGUCUGCGGAAGAAGACAUUCCGGUCGACUCAACCAAAGCCAAGCCGGAAGUCCCUGCCAAACGCAACUAUUUCCAGGAUUCUGCACCCGAAGACCCGUCCACUACUAGAAUCGACCCCAUGCAUGAUCCAGUCCUACUUGCUGCACUUCGAAAACCCCGUCGACAAUCACGAUCACCUCCGCCCCCUUCAGAUCCCGAAGAAGCAGCGCGCCUCAAACGCCGUGCAGAGAUGCUGGCGACGAAUGACCGGGAUAUGGAGGACAUCGAUCUUGGGUUUGGCGGGAGUCGUUUCGAAGAUGCCGAAGAUAUGGACGAGCGAAAAAUCAAGCUCAGCAAAUGGAAGGGGGAUGCGGGAGCAGAGGAUGAAGAUGACGACGAUGACCGUGCUGCGGGAGGGAAGAAAGAGAAGAAAGACAAAAGACGCAGGAAACGGAAGGGGGAUAAGAACAGUGUUGCCGAUGUCAUGAGUGUGAUUGAGGGUAGAAAAAACAAGCCCAAGUAAAGGUAUCGCUCGUUUGGCUGAAUUAUUGCCACGCAGCGUCUUAUUUGGUUCUACCAAUGCAUACUCAAUGACUACGGAAUCCAUUAUCUUCCAAUUUGAAUUUGCUCGGCUCAGGUUUGUUAGUCGUGGGACAACUACUAUCACUCCACAUAUCGCACAUGAUUGCAGAAUCCGGCAAACAUGAUCAAUCACGAUU
Molecule: messenger RNA, 1952 nt
Organism: Eremomyces bilateralis CBS 781.70
Lineage: Eukaryota; Fungi; Ascomycota; Dothideomycetes; Eremomycetales; Eremomycetaceae
Exons: 3
Coding region: 248-1756 (502 amino acids)
Biological process (GO): mRNA splicing, via spliceosome
Cellular component (GO): nucleus
Source: RefSeq, a predicted model, not a curated record